Nymphaea colorata (pocket water lily) is the source of this 1141-nucleotide messenger RNA. Its product is annotated as ethylene-responsive transcription factor-like protein At4g13040. NCBI's taxonomy places the organism in Eukaryota, Viridiplantae, Streptophyta, Magnoliopsida, Nymphaeales, Nymphaeaceae. Gene Ontology annotation, molecular function: DNA-binding transcription factor activity; DNA binding. The record is from RefSeq and is a predicted model, not a curated record. Gene Ontology annotation, biological process: regulation of DNA-templated transcription. Bases 244 to 957 code for a protein of 237 amino acids. The transcript is spliced from 7 exons.
AAAAAAAAAAAAAAAAAAAAGGUGGUAGAUGCACAACGCCCCCGCCCUCCCUUCAUAUCAUAACCCUCGCCACCUUCCAGCCCCUUCCUUCUAUAACAGAAACCACCCUCUCCUCGCCGGAUUCUUCCCAAUCCUCGCCGGCGCUGCUUGCCUUGGCGCCUGCUGACUGCGAGAGAAGGAGUUUGCUGCGGCCCAAGGGGCUUUCCUAUUCGCUGUUUUUCCUUUUAAAGUCUGCUUCCAGCCAUGGUGAGCAUACGUCGACGGAAACAUUUGGGCAUGGGUCCAGGAAACAAUACAUACCUUGUUCAACUUCCAAGGUACAAUGAGAUCACAAACGAUUCUGGAGAUCCUGCCAAAAGCAUAAAGUCAUUUGAUAAUAGUUCCACUCCUUCAAUCGACUUGAGCCAAAAGAAGGAGAUUACGCUUCUGGAAGCUUGUCCUGGUUCUUCAAAUGUAUCAGGCUGCAGUUCAUCAAAAGAGAAACACAAUCACCGAAGUUCUCUAAAUAGCAUCAAUCAAGGGGCAGAAAUCAAACGUAGAAAGCGGCAGAGGAGAAAAUAUUUUGAAGAUCAGGAACCAUGUGUUAUGAGAGGUGUUUAUUUUAAGAACAUGAAGUGGCAGGCUGCAAUAAAAGUUGAUAAAAAACAAAUUCACUUGGGUACUGUUGGAUCGCAGGAAGAAGCUGCUCAUCUGUAUGACAGGGCAGCAUUUAUGUGUGGAAGGGAGCCUAAUUUUGAGCUUCCAGAGGAAGAGAAGAAAGAACUGCGCACUUUUGAUUGGGAAGGGUUUCUAGCAAUGACAAGGAGUGCCAUCACCAACAAAAAGCACCAGAAAAGGGUGGAAGCCGGAAGGCGGAAGAGGACGAGCAGUCAGACAAACUCAGUUGACAAUAAACCGAACCAAGUAGUAGUCGGUUUGGCAGCCUCAGAAGUGGAGGGUGAAACUUCCAACUCUUGACUGUUUUGACGAGUUUGAGGUCAGGUCAUCCUUCAUGCCUUAUUGUUAAUUCGUUCUUAUAAAGGCCCCUAUUUAGGGCAAAGUGGUUGUUAACCAUGUCAACAUUCAUUAAUUAAUAUAAUCUGAUCUUGCUUCUAGUGCAAUAAAGUUUCUUAAUGCCUUGUAAAGCUGUAAAAAGUCGAAA